Camelus dromedarius (Arabian camel) is the source of this 1715-nucleotide messenger RNA. RefSeq names its product eukaryotic translation initiation factor 4E (gene EIF4E). Gene Ontology annotation, biological process: translational initiation. Gene Ontology annotation, molecular function: RNA 7-methylguanosine cap binding; translation initiation factor activity. The transcript is spliced from 7 exons. Lineage: Eukaryota; Metazoa; Chordata; Mammalia; Artiodactyla; Camelidae. The record is from RefSeq and is a predicted model, not a curated record. Gene Ontology annotation, cellular component: eukaryotic translation initiation factor 4F complex; cytoplasm. The coding region runs from base 91 to 744 and encodes 217 amino acids.
GUGAACAGUAGCCGGCCAAUCCGGUUUGAAUCUCAUUUUUUUCCUCUCACCCCCCCUUCAGGAGCGGUUGUGCGAUCAGAUCGAUCUAAGAUGGCGACUGUGGAACCGGAAACCACCCCUACUCCUAAUCCCCCACCUACAGAAGAAGAGAAAACAGAAUCUAAUCAGGAGGUUGCUAAUCCAGAACACUAUAUUAAACAUCCUUUACAGAACAGAUGGGCACUCUGGUUUUUUAAAAAUGAUAAAAGCAAAACUUGGCAAGCAAACCUUCGGCUGAUCUCUAAGUUUGAUACUGUUGAAGACUUUUGGGCUCUGUACAACCAUAUCCAGUUGUCUAGUAAUUUAAUGCCUGGCUGUGACUACUCACUUUUUAAGGAUGGUAUUGAGCCUAUGUGGGAAGAUGAGAAAAACAAACGAGGAGGACGAUGGCUAAUUACAUUGAACAAACAGCAGAGACGAAGUGACCUGGAUCGCUUUUGGCUAGAGACACUGCUGUGCCUUAUUGGAGAAUCUUUUGAUGACUACAGUGAUGAUGUAUGUGGAGCUGUUGUUAAUGUUAGAGCUAAAGGUGAUAAGAUAGCAAUAUGGACUACUGAAUGUGAAAACAGAGAAGCUGUUACACAUAUAGGGAGGGUAUACAAGGAAAGGUUAGGACUUCCUCCAAAGAUAGUGAUUGGUUAUCAGUCCCAUGCAGACACAGCUACUAAGAGCGGCUCCACCACUAAAAAUAGGUUUGUUGUUUAAGAAGACACCUUCUGAGUAUUCUCAUAGGAGACUGCGUCAAGCAAUCGAGAUUUGGGAGCUGAACCAAAGCCUCUUCAAAAGCAGAGUGGACUGCAUUUAAAUUUGAUUUCCAUCUAAAUAUUGCUAAGAUAUAAGAGAAGUCUCAUUCGCCUUUGUCUUGUACUUCUGUGUUCAUUUUUUUUUUUUUUUUUUGGCUAGAGUGUCCACUAUCCCAAUCAAAGAAUUACAGUACACAUCGUCCCCACAAUCCAUAAAUGUGUUCCUGGCUCACUCUGUAAUAGCUUAGUAUAAUUAACCAUUACAAACACAUUUGACCCACCCACAAUAUUAAAAAAAGAAUUUGCAUUUCUGUAUCUUACAGGAGAAAGAUUCUGUUUAUGUUCCAUUGUACGCAGGAGCAUAUUUUGCUGGUUUGAAAGAGUAUGAUGCAUACAGUUUUCUAGCAAUUUUCUUUGUUUCUUUUUACAGCAUUGUCUGUGCUGUACUCUUGCUGAUGGCUGCUAGAUUUUAAUUUAUUUGUUUCCCUACUUGAUAACAUUAGUGAUUCUGAUUUCAGUUUUUCAUUUGUUUUGCUUUUGUUUUUUUCCUCAUGUAACAUUGGUGAAGGAUCCAGGAAUAUGACACAAAGGUGGAAUAAACAUUAAUUUUGUGCAUUCUUUGGUAAUAUUUUUGUUUUUUGUAACUACAAAGCUUUGCUACAAAUUUAUGCAUUUCAUUCAAAUCAGUGAUCUAUGUUUGUGUGAUUUCCUAAACAUAAUUGUGGAUUAUAAAAAAUGUAACAUCAUAAUUACAUUCCUAAUUAGACUUAGUAUGUCUGUUUUUGUAUCUUUAUGCUGUAUUUUAACACUUUGUAUUACUUAGGUUAUUUUGCUUUGGUUAAAAAAAAAUGGCUCAAGUAGGAAAGCGGUCCCAUUCAUAUUAAGACAGUGUACAAAACUGUAAAUAAAAUGUGUACAGUGAAUUGUCUUUUA